Messenger RNA from Caenorhabditis elegans, 487 nucleotides. It is a transcript of the gene F59A6.10, whose product is annotated as TIL domain-containing protein. Lineage: Eukaryota; Metazoa; Nematoda; Chromadorea; Rhabditida; Rhabditidae. Bases 14 to 433 code for a protein of 139 amino acids. The transcript has 4 exons. The record is from RefSeq and is marked reviewed.
UUUCAAAAGCAUUAUGAAUUCAAUUCUUCAUAGAUUUUUUCUUGUAAUUAUAGUUAUUUCUUUCUGUGAUGCAGACACCUGCAUUGAUAAAUUCUGUCCACCUGGGACUUUUUGUGAUGAAAGGCCAGGUCCAUGUGUGAAGCCUCCAUGUAGAACAAUUUUGGCCUGUUUGCCAGUUGAAGCAAAUGGUUGUGCACGAAUGGAAUGCAGUGCUCCAAAAGUGUGUGUUGAGCGAGUUCGUCCCUGCAUUGGUAGAUCAUGCAAGGAAAUUGCAACCUGCGAAACUCCAAAUACAUGUGCCGCAGUCGUGUGUCCACCAUCACAAAAAUGCGAACUGGAGAAUGGAAAACCAUCUUGCAAGAAGUUUAUCCCACCGACACGAGGAAUAAUUGGGAAAGCAGUUCUUGAUGAGAAGCAAUUUCAAGAAAAUUGAUAUAUAUCAAUGAUAUGAUACUCUUUUAUAAAAAUAAAAUCCUUAGCUAUGCUA